AACGGCAGAGACAACAAGACCAUAAUGAGAGGGGUGGAUCCCGCGGAUGUCCGUCUGUUCCAGUUUGUUGACUCCUGUUUCUCUGUGACAUUUAGAAGUUAAUGCGCUUCUUUAUUUGCACAGAGCUUGUCAAAGUAUCUACAUACAUUUGUGUGUAUAUUUUGUCUAGAACAAAAUGAGGAUCACAGAACUACAAUUUUGCUCAUUUAUUUAUUUUCUAUUAAGCCAAUUAUCGCAGGGCGAUCCGGUCCUCCCUCCUGCAGAUGCCAUCAUAAUCCAGAUCCAGCACUCGGGAGUGGUGGGGGGUAAUUAUGUUGCUGAGCGGGUUCUUCUUAAUGGUGUGCCUCUGAGCAGCACGAGUCAGGAGGUCAGCAACAUCCUCCAAAGUUUGUCAAACAAAGAACUUUUGCUGUUCAGUGCUAGCAUCAGUCAGAUGCCAGCUUUAACAGAGGGUCAUAUCAUCGUUUGCCAUCAAGAGUGCAUUCUGGAGGGACAUCAGCUCCAUUGGACUGACCGCGUCUUUUACAAUGGCACAGUCUAUCUUAGUCUGGAGCCCAACGGCACAUGGACAGCUCUCGUGGCACAAGCAAUGGUCCUCAAGGGGAUUUUGGAGCCGAAUGGACAUCACACAGAGUCUGAAAGCACACGGCUGCAGAACGGUUGCAUGCAGCUCAUGAAAGAACUGAAAUUUUCAGACAAACCAUCAGGUUCAGGAAUCUUUUUUAUUCAAAUUAUUAUUCCAGUUUUCGUUGUAUUCGCUGUAAUGUUCACACUGAGCAUUCUUGUUUCCAGAAGUCAAGGUUGGACAUACCCUGGAGGUGUCAUUGCCUCCAUUAUUCAUUACCCUAAGAACUUGAGUAACACGGAUCCAUACACAAACGACUAUGGUUACAGCACUCUGUGAUUUUAAACAUCAUCUUGGUCAGGGGUUGGCUCUGGAGCCACACUUUUAUCUCUCAGGUCCCUGGAGCUUUUACAAACAAAUUAGUAGUAUUUAAUGCAAAUGUGUUUUAGGCUAGUUACUUAUUCCAGUUUCAAAAAGCAUGAUGAUGCUGUAAAAAAAAAAAGAAAGGGGGGUUUUCUCUUACAACUCGUCAUUGACCCAGUGCAAGCUUAUUUGAGAAAAUUUAAAGAAUAGUAUCUGAAGACAACAGAACAUUCAAUGCUACAUGGGCAGAUUUGCUUUCACUGCUGUUGAGACUGGUUUACCAGUGUGCUUAAUAUGUGAUGGGGGAACUAGCAAAAAACUAAAUGUCAAAGUCUGCAAAACGUUUCCAGAAUAAACAUGCAGGCUUUGCUCAGAGGUUCCGAUUGAGAUGAGAGAACUGAUCGUUUUUUUUUUAUCACGUUUUUUUUUAUUGUCCAGUAAGGCAACAUGUAAAAUACGUCAUUAGACUCUGUAUCUGUUCAAUUGGUAUAUUACUAGUAUUUGUAAUUCUGAGAAGCAAAAAGCAAUCAAAACCCUGUCUGUGUGUGAAAGAUUGAAUAUUUGGAUGUAAAGUAAAACCGCCUGGCUUCUUUCGGUUUCUAUUCUUGUUUUUUAUGUGUAUUUGAUAUUUGCAUUUCUUCUCUUAUUUACUUUGCAGCAAGCAAGCAUAUUUUACUAUACAAUGUUCGUGCAUCUAUAUAUUUGGAGUCAUGUAAAUGCAUAAUCAAAGAGCAUAACAAAACAAUGGAAUCCUUGUUCACCUCCACACCCUAAAUAUUAACUUUGCCUUUUUUUUUUAGUUAAAAAUUUUCUGUUUCAUGCAAAAUAUAUAUAUUUUUUCAGAGUUCACAGAUUUCACAAACUUACUUUUUGAUUAUGCUCAGAAUAAGGACCAAAAGUGUUUCAUUUUAUGUUAUAAAACAUUAUAAAACAGGUUUUGUAUAUUUGAACCUAGCAGUCAAACAUAUUGUUUAAUGCAUUUAACUCUGAUAUUUCUGGUUUAGGUCUGAACCACUCCAUUUUAAGCACUUUAAAAUGCAUGUAUUAUACUCACACUAGAGCUUUAAUUAUUUCACUUAAACACUAAAUGAAUGUACUGUACACGUUGUAUUCGUUGUAACUGUAAUUUCUUUUUUAACAAAUGUUUUAAGACAAAUGGAAGGUUUGAACUAUGAAUUUAAGCAAUUUUCUUGAAAGGGUUUCAUCUUAGUGCCUACUUCCAAAUAUGAUCAAUUUUGCAAACUAUUGAACUGUGUAAUUAAAUGACAAACACUAACUAUAAAACAA
This is a messenger RNA of Oryzias latipes (Japanese medaka), 2215 nucleotides long. RefSeq lists its product as uncharacterized. NCBI's taxonomy places the organism in Eukaryota, Metazoa, Chordata, Actinopteri, Beloniformes, Adrianichthyidae. The record is from RefSeq and is a predicted model, not a curated record.